AUGCUGCACGCGUUCGACGGGCUGGACGAGCUCGAGACUGUCGAAGAGUGGGGAGGGAGGGCGGGUCUCCACGAUGCUUGGGACAACGACCCUUUGUUGGACGAGAGUACUGUGGGGUCCACCAGCCCCACCCCUGCGGACGAUGACGGCACCACCACGACUCCAGAAGCAGCCCAUUUUGUGCAAUGGGGGUUGGGGCUACAUGCAAUCCACUAGGACCAGUUUAUUUUUGUCUCUCUACACCCCUGGUUGUGGUUUGUUGUCGCGAUUGUUAUUUUUUUCUGGUGUUAUCCUUGAUUGAAGCUUGUGUUUACCCUAGUUGGGUAGUUGGCCUAUGACCACGAAAUGGAAAUGUUUCUAUGGAAGGUUUUGCAUCAGUUUACCGGACUGGGUUAUCCUUGAUUGAAGCUUGUGUUUACCCUAGUUGGGUAGUUGGCCUAUGACCACGAAAUGGAAAUGUUUCUAUGGAAGGUUUUGCAUCAGUUUACCGGACUGGGUUAUCCUUGAUUGAAGCUUGUGUUUACCCUAGUUGGGUAGUUGGCCUAUGACCACGAAAUGGAAAUGUUUCUAUGGAAGGUUUUGCAUCAGUUUACCGGACUGGGUUAUCCUUGAUUGAAGCUUGUGUUUACCCUAGUUGGGUAGUUGGCCUAUGACCACGAAAUGGAAAUGUUUCUAUGGAAGGUUUUGCAUCAGUUUACCGGACUGGGUUAUCCUUGAUUGAAGCUUGUGUUUACCCUAGUUGGGUAGUUGGCCUAUGACCACGAAAUGGAAAUGUUUCUAUGGAAGGUUUUGCAUCAGUUUACCGGACUGGGUUAUCCUUGAUUGAAGCUUGUGUUUACCCUAGUUGGGUAGUUGGCCUAUGACCACGAAAUGGAAAUGUUUCUAUGGAAGGUUUUGCAUCAGUUUACCGGACUGGGUAGGUUAUGCAGGCAGGGUGCAGGUUAUGGUUACAACGUCUUAUUUGCAGUGUGUUCUCGGUACGAGGUUGUGUUUUGUCCCCGUCCACCAUUAAUGUAUGUGGUACGCCGUGAUCUAGGUGCAGUACGCCGCUCUCCCUGUUUGUUCUUUUACGUUCAAUGCUUUUUGUAACCGGAUCUUUGUAUACCAUCUGAGUCGCCUGUUGGUCGACAGCUGAGUGAAGUGGGUGACUAGAACCGCCGCAAGUGGCAUGGCAUGGCAACCCCAGCGGUGAAUGUAGGAGGAAUAGAUCAAAAUCGUGAACUUUUAAUGUUGUCUGGAUGAGUGAAGGGGUUUGGCACCGCCUACCGAACGAUAUUGUUCCUACUUAUUAUUUCCCUCCUCCGCCUUAUGUGUCUGACUGGGACUAUCAAUUAUAUUAUUCAUGUGUUUAGGUCUAUGCCAAGACCUGGGCCGUUUUGGCUUUCUCUUCUGACUAUCGAGUGCAUUGUGUGUGCUCAAUAUCUGGGUAGCUGGUCUGUGACGACGGGAGACAUCCGCGUGUUUUGGACCGCAAGAUGUAUGGUGCCAAGCAGAGAUAGGAACGGAUGGUGACUAUCAAGGCGACACUGGGAACAGUAUCCACGCUCGCUCCUUUCUCUAUUUUUUUAUGGCGGUACACGACUUUCCACCCGCAGGACGGCAUGUUCAAUUGUUGCAAAUGUUGAUCCAAGAGCGCCGAGUCGAUGGCAGGCAGACCGCGCGAGGUUGCUAAAUGUAGAAUUCGAUUUUCUGUUCACCCUGACACAUGGCACUACCACAGUACUCGCCAGCCGUGCAGCCAGUACCGACUCCCUGGUUAAUUGUAGUGCCCCCGUCAAAAUAAAGCAGAGGCGGGGAAACGCGACAAGUUGGAGUUCGUCUUCUGUCGGGGGGGAUCGACCCCUGAUAUGCGAGUUCGCCCCGGGGCGCAAGAUUUUAGGUCCCGUCGAGUUGCGGCCCAUGAUGUCCUUCGUGAGCCAAGCUGGUGUAUUGGUGAAGUCGUAUUCCUCUACCAACCAGCGAAGGAAUGCCGGCACAGCGAAGCUUUUGUAAACUUUGACUGCCUCUGCAUUUCUAUCAGGCUCGCUGUAGCAUUUUGCUGCUCUCCUUGACGCUCAUGGCAGCGUAAAACCCCCGCGAGAACUGGAACAGACUAGCAUGGCCUACGUUCGGUUUGUCGCCCCAGUUGGUGCCCUUCAUCCUGUUGAUAACCCAAUCGGAGCUAGCAUUCUUCUCUAGCAUAAGAGAGGCGGUUGACAUGGUGGUGCCCGUGCUGUACUUACUUGGCUCUCGCUCUCUACCGUGGGUUGUGUGGUCUGUGGUGGCCGCUCGGCCGCUCUAGGCCUCAAUCCAAUCUCGAAUUUUGACAUAUCGUGGGCCCCCUGGCGCUACAUGCCACAGCAGGAUCCUCGAAAACCAGACGAAAUAAUCCGUUGGACCAUAAUAUGGCUUCCAACGGAUUAUCCGCCUGGAAUUUCGUAACGAUUUUUUUUUUCCGUCGGACCAACUUUCGGGAGCCACAAGAGUC
Molecule: messenger RNA, 2467 nt
Organism: Ectocarpus sp. CCAP 1310/34
Lineage: Eukaryota; Phaeophyceae; Ectocarpales; Ectocarpaceae
Source: the annotation of a GenBank genome assembly